This is a messenger RNA of Rhopalosiphum maidis (corn leaf aphid), 2393 nucleotides long. Its product is annotated as tyrosine-protein kinase receptor torso-like. The record is from RefSeq and is a predicted model, not a curated record. Gene Ontology annotation, cellular component: signaling receptor complex. The transcript has 8 exons. Gene Ontology annotation, biological process: multicellular organism development; positive regulation of kinase activity; cell surface receptor protein tyrosine kinase signaling pathway. Bases 1 to 2376 code for a protein of 791 amino acids. NCBI's taxonomy places the organism in Eukaryota, Metazoa, Arthropoda, Insecta, Hemiptera, Aphididae. Gene Ontology annotation, molecular function: protein binding; transmembrane receptor protein tyrosine kinase activity; ATP binding.
AUGUAUGCUUUGAUGUGUCUAUACUUAUAUUGCGUAGCCCUACCUGCGGCUGCUGCAAUCCAGCAUUUUUGGAACGAAGAUGAAUUUUGUCAAAAUCUGAACACAAAAUAUAUCGAUAAUAACCGUGUUAUUAAAAUUGCAAAUAUCACAUGUAAUGAUACACAGCCAAUAAGAGAUGACAUAAAUAUGUUAGAUAAUGUGCAGUUUUUGUGCCGUGAAUUUGAUUCACUAACCUACAUUUGGAUGUCGAAGAAUAAAAUUGACGGUACACAAAUAAUUGUGGAAUUGAUAUCACAUGAUAAACUGGACAUGCAUUUUAUAGAGGUGAAUUCGUCGUACAUUCGUCUUAACAAUCUAAAGCCAAACACCGAAUACGCUGCUAGAUUCCGGAAGUUGGUCAACGGCACUACAUAUCAUAUAAUAGAUAUGCCAAUCUGCAAGACGUUGGAUAAAAAACAAACUUUAGGCUUGGUGCACACGAUUAACAUUUCCAAUUUUACCGUGGCGGCCAAUUCUGCAUUAAACACGUCACUCACCUGGACGCCAUCGAAUGAUAUGAACUGUCGCUACAAAAUCGUUUACCACGCGGGCCGUAUAGAAGAAGGAUUGAAAACUCAUUUUGUGGACGUCAUCAGAGAGCCGAAUUCUGUAAACUUAAGCGGUUUGAUUCCGGACAGGGAAUACACGAUCGCAGUACAGUCGUACUACAGAAACAAGUCGUUGAUCAUCACUGGUGAUCCAGUGGAAUUCAAAUUCACGACGCCGUCAUGUCCGGAAAUCAACCAAUUCAACUUGAAUUUAUUGGACUUGUGCCCCCCGGGGAAACCGUACGACAUAAAGCUGUCAGAGGCGCUAUCGGCGGGCAGCGUUUACGAGGGCAGAUACGACGUGCGAGUGCACUGGAAGAGCCCGAACACGGACGGCCGGGGAGUGGACUACUUCGUGGUGAAGUUGGACAAGGAGGCGAAGAAAGUGUCGGGCAAGGACUACGUGGCAGCACUCGAGCAGCAGAGCAACGAGGAUGAGGCGAAGAACGGGUCGUCGUCGGGCGCCGAGGUGUACGUGACGUCGUUCGAGAACGUGUCGCUGAGCGACCGGUACUUCGCUAGCGUGCAAGCGUUUUCGCAAUUCGGCAACAGCAGCGAGACGAUCGUGGAACGGAAGCCGCGCGCCGACAACGCGGCCACCGAGCUACACCAAUCGCACUAUCCGCCGUGGAUGACCGUGACGCUGUUCGCCUCGUUGGCGUUGUGCGCGGCGCUGGCCGUCGGCCAGGUGUUGCACCGGCGCGCGGCGGCCGGAUCGGACACGGGCGCCGAUAAGGGCGGCGCGUCGGCGGAAGGUUACGACUUGGCCGUGCUCAAGGUGCUGGACGACGUGGACGUGCUGCUGGACGACGACGUGGUCACCGUGUCCGACGUGUUCCUGGGACACGGCCACUUUGGCGUGGUCAAGAAGGGCGCGCUGAAGAUGGCCGACGGCCGGGUGUGCUCAGUGGCCGUCAAGUCGCUGCGGGACCGACCCAGCGGCCGGGACCUGGACGAGUUCCUGCGCGAGAUACUGCUCAUGCAGAAGGUCGGCAAGCAUCCAAACAUCGUGUCCAUGAUCGGAUGUUGUCUGGAUGCCAACAAGCGGUGCAUGCUGGUCGUCGAAUACUGUCCGCUGGGCGAUUUGCAGACUUACCUGAGAAAGGUCAGCAUCAAAUCGUGGUACGCCAACGACUUUUACGUUGGUCGGACGGAUCCGUCAGAGCUGACGGCUGUGUCGAACAGCAAGGGAGUCGAAUCACUGCAGGACGUGUCAGGUCCGCCGCCGAUGGUCUUCAACAACUGUUACUUGUAUCACGGUGAUGAAAACGUAUUCCUCACGGUCGACGACUUGUUACGUUUCGCCAGCCAAGCGGCCAACGGCAUGAUGUUUUUGGAAAGUAACCGAGUAGUACACAGGGACUUGGCCGCUCGGAACGUAUUACUCAGCGACCACCGCACAAUAAAAAUUUGCGAUUUCGGCCUUAGUCGGGACGUAUACGAACAGAACCUUUACCAGAAGUCAAACCGUGGCGACCCAUUACCAGUAAAGUGGAUGGCCCUGGAGUCACUCAAGUAUCAGCUGUACACCACCCAGAGUGACGUGUGGUCUUUUGGCGUACUUCUCUGGGAAAUCAUGAUGUUGGGAGGGUCUCCAUACCCGACGAUCAGUUCGUCCAGGAUAUACGAAGUAUUGCGUAGGGGAUACCGUAUGCCUAGGCCCACUUUAUGCUGUUACAGUUUGUACGAAGUUAUGAUAGCGUGCUGGCAUUCCAACCCUGCCAACCGGCCGAAAUUCGGUGCGAUCAAAGACAAAAUCGACGGUAUAAUAGAAAACCAAUGCUCAUAAAGUCAUAAUCACACAUU